AUGAAAGCCCUGAAGCCAUACUACAAUGUGAUAGUGAAAAAUGCCAAAACAUACGGACGGUUUUUUGAGCCACUGUAUUUCAUUGAUGGCGAACAGCAGGAGCAGGAAGAACAAACCAUUCGGGCAUUUGAGGAAGCGGCGCUCUUUACACGUAUGGUUGCUGAUCACGACACAGAACGUGCUUCCCAGGAUCAAGAGUUCAUUGCUGUGAUCCAACAGGACGAGCUUGGCAUCUUUCUUCCCUUGGACCCAUCGGCUUCAGACCUCGACAAUGCUGACACACGCUCUAUCGGAGAUCCCCGCAACUUUGAUCAUCCAUCUGUCGGAGACCGUCCUGAGAAUCAGCUGGUGAUAGGGGAGUGA
This is a messenger RNA of Suillus subalutaceus, 363 nucleotides long. RefSeq lists its product as uncharacterized. The record is from RefSeq and is a predicted model, not a curated record. The transcript has 3 exons. The coding region runs from base 1 to 363 and encodes 120 amino acids. Lineage: Eukaryota; Fungi; Basidiomycota; Agaricomycetes; Boletales; Suillaceae.